This is a messenger RNA of Eucalyptus grandis, 5447 nucleotides long. RefSeq lists its product as uncharacterized. The transcript is spliced from 8 exons. Gene Ontology annotation, molecular function: nucleic acid binding; ubiquitin binding. Lineage: Eukaryota; Viridiplantae; Streptophyta; Magnoliopsida; Myrtales; Myrtaceae. Bases 11 to 3934 code for a protein of 1307 amino acids. The record is from RefSeq and is a predicted model, not a curated record.
CUCCACAGCCAUGGCCGCGUCCGAGCAGCCUCUGAAGAAGCGCAAGCUCUACGAGCCCCAGCCGGAACCGCCCCCAACGCCGCCGCCGCCGCCCCACCAGCCGCCGCAGCCGCCGCCGCCCCCCGCCGCCCCAAACCCUAGCCCGCCCCGACCCCGCCGCCGCGCCGCCCCGGGGCCGCCGUCCCAGGAGGAAAUCGCCGCGAGGAGGAGGAACAGGGAAGCGAUUCGGGGCGUGUACGAGGCCUACAAGCGGAUUAGGUUUUGCAUUGGCCAGAAGGAGCCGCGCCCCGCGCCCGAAUUGGAGCCGGCUUAUCUGUCCCUCAUUGCUGCCGCGCGAGGUUGUUCUAGUGUGCAACGGAUUGUGGUUGAUCUUAUUCCCCGAUACGCAUCAUACUGUCCGACUGCUCUUGAAGCCGCAACAAAAGUCUUAGUCAAUAUGUACAAUUGGAACCUUGCAAUUAUGACCAAGGGAGGGGAUGCUGAUGGAAUUGCAUUUCAGACUACUAAAGCCUGCAUUCUUGGUCUAGUUGAUGUUUGCUGCGCAGCUUCUUCAUUGGCACCAACAUCAUCUGUUAUCCGAGGCAUAUGCAUGACCGUUUUUAACAAUGUGCUCAACUUUUUCAUGUCCUCUUUUGAGGGAAGUAGUAUUGUCCAGAUCAUUGGUAAACAAAAUUUGAGGAUGCCAGAUUCUGAUGAGAUCUUUUCUGAGCUCAAGCUAAAAUGUUUAGAUGGAGAUGAUUCUCCACUUAUUAGAUUGUCUAAGUUGCGUGCACUGAGUGCCCUUCGGAUCUUCUGUGCUUGUACUAAGAACAUGCUCGAGGCUUGUUUUGAGCUCCUUAACUCCUCUAUAAAGGAAGGAACUCAAAAUGGAGGAUUUUAUUUCCUAAAUCAGGUAACGAGCAGGCUUGAUGCUGAUGAUGUGGCUUGCCUUAUGGAUGACUCAAGUGAUGAAGCUAAGUCAUGUACAGGUUCUGUUAGAACCAGCAGAGACAGGAAUGAGGUUGUGAGUGUGGACCUACCAUUAGAUGGCAAAAGUUCCUCUAUGAAUGGAUCUUUAGUUCCGAAGAAUUGCUUGUUAGGACUGGCAAUUGCCAAAGAUUCAUCCUUGAGAACUUGGAUUGUUAGGAAGUGCAAGAAAUUAAAAAGAUUGGCAUCUUCUAAAGCUAUGUCAGAAACAUUAUCUGCCUUUGAAGGCUGCUUAGAGUCUCUGAGUGAACUGGUCAACUUAGAGGAGAGUCUAGGAGAUAGUGAUGAAGAUGAUUUUAAUCCGUGCACAUCUUUUAGCGGACAUUAUUUGAGGCGUGGGGUUUCUAAUCAGUGUUCUAUCCCCAGCAAAUCAUCUUGGGAAGAUGAUAAUGUAAGAUCUCAUAAUGGAUCAUGCAGUGAAGAUUUUAGCCAUAAAUACCCUAAUCAACAUUUAGAACCUCAGGCUUGUGAGGUUCCUCUUGAGAUGGAUCAUCACUCUAAGAUUGGUGAUCAUGGUCGCUCAGGAUCCAGGUCCUCAUGCCUUGAGAUUGUAGAAAAUGGUGAAUUUUCAGGUAGCAUAUCUUCUUGCACACCCAGAGAUGUGCCUGAGCGCCAGUUGGUUUCACCUGGCAACAGAUCCCAAUCAUAUUUCAGGACUAAUUCUUUGAAAGGCAGGAAGGACUUUUCUUAUAUUGACUCUAAUCAUGUCCUUAAAGCAGAGGCAACCUCACCUCACAUGAGAUCAUCUGCAGGAAGUGCACCAAAUAGUUUUUCCCCUAAGGGUAAUUAUGCGGUACCAAGUGGCUUUCCGAGUCAAAUGGUUUGGUUCUCAGAUGGUGAACCAGCAGCUAUGGAUGUAUACUCUGCUUCUAACCAGCUGUGGGUGGGUGCUUUGGGUCAUGAUGUAUCUGAAGCUCAUGUGAGAUUUGAGGCAGAUAAAUUUGGUCCUGUUGAACAUUUAUUUUUCUAUCCAAGAAAACGGUUUGCACUGGUUGAGUAUAGAAAUAUCAUGGAUUCUAUUAGGGCUCGGAAUCAUAUGCGAAGACAUCUUCCAUGGUGCAUUAAGUUUUUGGACAUAGGACUAGGAACUAGGGGAUCUGUAAAUGGUGUGGCCGUUGGUUAUAGCAAUUUUGUUUAUAUCGGGAAUGUUUUGGGUCAGUGGAUGAAGGACGAGUUACUGAAUGAAUCAAGGAAAGCACUUUACAAAGGUCCUUAUACAGUUACAGAUCUAGGCAAUGAAGGUGCGAUGCUACUGGAGUUUGAAACUCCUGAGGAAGCUUGUGCUGUGAUGACUCAUCUAAGACAGUAUCGAAUGGAAAUGAUUAAACGCCUGCCACCAGGGCCAAGUAAUUUUAGAAUAUCUCCCAUUGAUACUCCCGGAUCUUCAAGAAGCAAUAACUAUGCAAGCUUUUCUAACAAUAAUAUUGGCUCACCUCAGUCUCAGAGAGUGCCUCAGAGCCCUGCUGGCAGCUCUAGGAUGUCUCCCCUACAUUCUUUACUCUCUUCGUUGCGUUCUAAGUAUAAUGUUGGAAACUGGCAAUCUGCAACCUUGAGAGGAGAAAAUAAAAUGCCAUCAAGCACUCUUUGGAUACAGCAUCCCCCAAAUGCCAACUCUUACAUCAUGGAUGAUGAAAUAUUGGCCAUUUGCAAACUUGCUAUUGGCAAUGUAGGCUCCAUCAUUCAGGUGACCCGCAAUAAUACGCAUGUGGGAUGUGGCUGGGUGGUUGAAUGCAGCAGCGUUGAUGCUGCCAUUUCUGUUUUGAGAAAUCUUCAGGCCUGUCCUCAGAUGUUCCUUCAGAUUGAAUUCAGUCAAUUGGCAAAGCAACAAGGCCCUCCUGUCUCAUUAAAUCCAGAGAGUAGUUCAAUGGGUUUAGUCUCCCCAAGGUUGAGAACUGAGAAAAAUGGAACCGCAUUAGAAGCUGCACAAUGGGAUGCUUCUGUUGGUGCUGAGCAGAACAUGGCGGUGGAUUCUUCACAGUGUGGUCCACCUGUGGUUUCUUGUACAAAUGGAGGAGCAUGGAUGUACAACAAGCCCGAAGUUGAACAGCAGUCAGCUUCCGGGAGCAUAUCAUGCAUGCCAGUCGCAGCACAAGGACCGGUUCUGGCACCUCAGCAAAUUCCAGCAUCUCCAUACAUGAGACCCAUGUAUUUUACCCCACCCAAUCCAUGGGAUGUACAAGGUUCUAGUCAUCACAUGCCUCUGAAUCCAAUAACAGGGUCAGUUCAAAGUAAUUUUCAAACCAAUGCCGUUGCUGCCCCUUAUCCUCCUCCUUCUGUGACCCCUCUGGCACAGAUACAGGGAAACAUGGUGAGGAAUGACCAAACUUUUAUCCCUCCUGUGCCUUUGACAUCCCAACCACCUCAGCCUGAUAUGCCACCUCCGCUACCUCCAUCUCCCCCUCCUUUACCUCAGUCACAACCACCUUCAGCCCCACCUCCACCAAAUUCUCCUCCCCCUCCUCCACCUCCUCCCCCUGUCGGAGAAUCCUCCAACGAGAAAAGGUCAGGACAUGAUCCUCAGUACAAGUGGCAGGGAAAAUUAUCUAAAAGUGGAGUUCACUACUGCACAAUUCAUGCAUUCAGAGUGGAUUCAAAUACGUGCAAAUAUUCAAAUGGCCUCUCUGAACCUACUGAGUGGCCCGUUAAACUAGAUAUGACAAAACGUACUGAUUUUCGGCAUGUAAGGUCAACAUUUACCAGUACUCCGCCACAUAGGAGAGAAGUGUGCCAGCUGAUCCCGUCUUCUGCAGCUGACUGUAAAGGCUUUCAGGAUUUUAUAUCGUACUUGAAGCAGAGGGAAUGUGCUGGAGUUAUUAAAAUUCCUGCUGUAAAUUCUAUAUGGGCAAGGCUCCUGUUUAUUCUUCCUUAUUCACAGGACAUUUGUUCUCUGCUCUCGAUCGCUCCUAAUCCAGUCGACUGCCUUCUUGUGUUGGUUUUGCCAAAAGAAACGAACUUUGAGUGGGUGUGAUCUUAUUAAGUUAAUGGCAGUUUGAGAGCUUGUACAUUAAUGCCUUGCAGAUGGUUGCUUCACAUUGUCGUGUGACAUGUAAUGAGGAAGGCACUGCCCAGAAAAAGUAAAUUCUGUUGGCAUUGGCAAUCAUCUGUGCCUUUGUGAGUGGGGGGUCAGAUCUGGCUCCAAUAAUGCUCGAUGGCAGAAUUAGUUUAACCAGUUCUGUGUACAUUGUACGUUGUACAGCAACCAUCGUGAAAAAAAUUUUGCUUCCUGGUAUCAGCAGGUACUUCUGGAACUUAAAGAUUGCUUACCAUUUGAGUUUAUGGGGAGCUUUCAGGUCCUCAGGAUCUGACAGCGCACUUUUGAACUUUUCUAGUUGAUAAAGUAUAGUAUGGUUCAGGCUUGCAAACUCUCUAGCGUUACUGUGGCUGGAGGUAAGAGUUAAUAUUUGACUCAAUGGAGCAAUAUCUUCAUUUUGCUUUUACAUAAAGAACUAUCUGCUUUUGUUUAAAAUAGUAGUUUUGAAUCUUCCUCGAAGACUUUAAAAUGUAUGGCUUCUUAUCUAGCCUCCUACCUGAUAGUGGCCCUUUGAGGUUUGUUUUGGGAUAUGGAUCCUCUGACUAAGAAGAAUAGUCCCUACUGAUAAAUGGCAGAAGACAUUUAGAAUUGUGGCUGUGAGAUGCAGCAUAGACUAUCGAUGAAUUCCAUUAUUUUGGUGCUUUAUACCACACGGUAAACAGUCUUGUACAUGCACAUAAAAAUUUAGUGGACUUACGUAGGCUUUUCUUUUUCCCGAGGACAUGGUUUUUUUUUUUUCUUAGGCAAUAUGAUUUUGAUGCAUGUUUGCAUUUUGUUUAUGACACUGUUAUGUUAGUCGAUUUACAUUAUUUUUGAGGAAGUUGCAAAGAAGACUUGGAUCUUUCCCCUGAGGAAUAGGAAAUUGUUCAUAGAAAGGAAGCGAUGGAAUACCCUAACAGCAUGGAUGGAUUUUAAGUUCAUGAAAUGGGUUUCUUCUUGUUUACCUCCGACGACUUUGGUUCCUUCUCAUGUGGAAUGACUUCUUGUGUCAGGUUUCCUUAACAAAGAAAAUAUAAGUGUUUCAGAUUCUAUGUCCUUGUAGUUACAUUGUAUUUCCUUCCUUCUGUACUUACUUGUAAAUGUUGUGAAGAUUGAGAACGGAAAAAGCCCUGAUACAGCUGUCUCCAGUGUGGCCGGCGUGCUUGGGAGAAUGAAAGGCUGCCCACAGUCGAAGAAGAUAAGUCUUUUAACGGAUCCUUCCUCUUCUAUUGAACCGGUGAAAUCUGUGUCGCAUUUGUUCUGGCUCCUAGAUGUUUUUGCUCAUGUGACGCUGAUUGCAAAAGAGAAGUUUCUUAUGGAGGGAGUUGUUUGUACUUUUGUCUAGGUCAAGUUCGAGUUCUUAGGAUUUAAAGGUGUCUCAAAGCUAGAUCUUUGCUCCCUUUUAGUUUUAUCUCUGUAUUCAUUCUUUACAUCUUUAGCAUGAAAAUCAAUUGACCCUCUUCUCAUUUUA